Molecule: messenger RNA, 480 nt
Organism: Exophiala aquamarina CBS 119918
Lineage: Eukaryota; Fungi; Ascomycota; Eurotiomycetes; Chaetothyriales; Herpotrichiellaceae
Exons: 2
Source: RefSeq, a predicted model, not a curated record
GAUGCUUCAAAAUUAGGCGCCUUUGCAUACUGUAUCGAUGCUACCGAAUCAAUGAGCCAGGUGAUCACAUGCUUUUUACUACAAAGAAUCGACUAGCAGAACCGACAAGAUGUCGUAGAUUGGCUCACACGUUUCAAAGAGCUGGAUCUAUGAUCAGUGCACUGGAAAGUCUUUCUCCCUAGCCGUUGGAAAGAUUCAAAUAUCUCCAAAGACAAGUCUUUCGUCGACAUGGACCCAAACCUUACCCUUGCUCAUCUUACGCAUAACACGUCAAUGAUUCUUUUGCAUUAUCCGAUUGCAUUUCCUCCCGUGGAAUGGACAAACCUCAUGCAGUUACCAAGUGCGUGUAGCGCAGAGACUUGCCAUUUGGCUGCUGUGGAGACAUCCCACAUUGCAGGCAAGUUUCUCAAAUAUACACCCAUUUCAUUCGUGAACCCACAGUUUUCCUUCUGCGUGUUUGUGGCUGCUAAAGCGCUGUUA